Molecule: messenger RNA, 1575 nt
Organism: Fragaria vesca subsp. vesca
Lineage: Eukaryota; Viridiplantae; Streptophyta; Magnoliopsida; Rosales; Rosaceae
Product: polyol transporter 5-like
Exons: 3
Coding region: 1-1575 (524 amino acids)
Biological process (GO): transmembrane transport
Cellular component (GO): membrane
Molecular function (GO): carbohydrate transmembrane transporter activity
Source: RefSeq, a predicted model, not a curated record
AUGGCUGAGAUCGAGGCCUCCCAAUAUCGUAAAAAUUCCGGGCUGAACAAGUACACAAUCGUCUGCGCUCUCCUUGCCUCCACGAACUCCAUUUUAUUGGGUUAUGAUAUUGGAGUGAUGAGUGGUGCUGUGAUUUUGAUCAAGGACGACUUCAAAAUCACACGAACUCAACAGGAAAUCUUGGUGGGAACCCUGAAUGUGUUUUCUCUAAUAGGGUCACUAGCAUCAGGCAAGACAUCGGAUAUUAUAGGCAGGCGUUACACUAUAGUCUUGGCUGCUUGCACAUUUCUAAUGGGUGCACUCCUCAUGGGCCUCGCACCGUCCUACCCAUUUCUAAUGGCGGGGCGGUGCGUGGCCGGAAUUGGCGUCGGCUACGCCCUCAUGAUCGCUCCGGUGUACACAGCUGAGCUCUCGCCAGCCAUGAGCCGGGGUUUUCUGACCUCUCUCCCUGAGGUGUUCAUCACUUUUGGUUUGUUAGUUGGGUACAUAGUUAACUUUGCAUUGUCUGGCUUACCACUGCACAUUAGUUGGAGACUAAUGUUAGGGUUAGCGGCGGUGCCGGCGAUUGGUAUAGGUUUUGGGGUGAUAGCAAUGCCGGAGUCUCCUCGGUGGCUUGUAAUGAAAGGCAAACUAAGUGAAGCAAAGAAGGUUUUGAUCAGAACAUCAGCUUCUGAAGAGGAAGCUCAGUUGAGGCUUGAGGAAAUAACCAAGGCUGCAAUUCACGGUCCAGACUCGGCCCAUGAAGGUGGUUCGGUUUGGAAGGAGAUUUUGUUACGGCCCACUAGGCCCACCAGGCGUAUGCUCGUUGCUGCUAUUGGGAUCAACUUCUUCAUGCAGGCUUCUGGAAACGACGCCGUGGUGUACUACUGCCCGGAAGUGUUCAAGGCAGCCGGAAUUCAUAAUAAAAGACAACUGUUUGGUGUGAAUGUCAUUAUGGGCCUCGCCAAGGCCCUGUUUGUGUUGUUGUCGGCGUUGAAAUUGGACAAGUAUGGAAGGCGGCCACUUUUGUUAUUGGGCUCCGUAGGAAUGGUGGUUUCGCUAUUUGGGCUGGGCCUCGGGUCCAAGUUUCUCGAGCAGUCAACCGAAAAACCGACCUGGGCCAUAGCAUUGUGUAUCAUGGCAGUUUGCGCCGAUGUUUCUUUCUUUUCAAUCGGGCUUGGGCCCAUAACAUGGGUCUACUCUUCGGAAAUCUUCCCGAUGAGACUACGAGCCCAAGCCUCGAGCCUAGCCAUUUCGGUGAACCGGUUAGUGAGUGGGGUAGUGUCAAUGACAUUUCUAAGCAUUUCUCACAAAAUCACAUUCGGCGGAAUAUUUUUCGUGUUUGCGGGGAUAAUGAUUGUCGGUACGGUCUUCUUUUACUUGUUCUUGCCGGAAACAAAAGGCAGGACCUUGGAGGACAUGGAGACUAUUUUUGAAGACAAAGUGACAACAAAGGUCCGGAAAUUGCAUACCCAUCUUUUCAAUUUCUUGAAUUUGCAGAACACUGAGCUUCUACCUACUACAGCUCUGUGCCCCUCAGUCACACAGAAGAGAUGUCAUAACAUACGGAUAUUGCAUACAACACUAGUUCUGUAG